Sinocyclocheilus grahami is the source of this 331-nucleotide messenger RNA. Its product is annotated as intraflagellar transport protein 88 homolog. Gene Ontology annotation, cellular component: ciliary base; non-motile cilium; centriole. Gene Ontology annotation, molecular function: kinesin binding. Lineage: Eukaryota; Metazoa; Chordata; Actinopteri; Cypriniformes; Cyprinidae. The record is from RefSeq and is a predicted model, not a curated record. Bases 56 to 331 code for a protein of 91 amino acids. Gene Ontology annotation, biological process: non-motile cilium assembly; kidney development; intraciliary transport. The transcript has 3 exons.
CAGCAAAUGUAAUGUGAUGUAACUCAAGUGUAUUUAGGCAGUCGAGACGCUAAAGAUGUUUGAGAAGAAGGACAGUCGGGUAAAAAGUGCUGCUGCCACUAAUCUUUCUUUUCUUUACUUUUUGGAAAAGGAUUAUGACCAGGCUGACCGCUAUGCUGAACUUGCCAUGAGUGCCGACCGCUACAACCCUGCUGCCCUCGUUAACAAAGGCAACACAGAAUUUGUGAAGGAGGACUAUGAGAAAGCAGCAGAGUUUUAUAAGGAGGCUCUUCAUAAUGACUCGUCCUGCACUGAAGCUCUUUAUAACUUAGGUCAGCCAUCACAAACUUGA